Molecule: messenger RNA, 3159 nt
Organism: Centropristis striata (black sea bass)
Lineage: Eukaryota; Metazoa; Chordata; Actinopteri; Perciformes; Serranidae
Gene: arhgef33
Product: Rho guanine nucleotide exchange factor (GEF) 33
Exons: 17
Coding region: 1-2418 (805 amino acids)
Molecular function (GO): guanyl-nucleotide exchange factor activity
Source: RefSeq, a predicted model, not a curated record
AUGGAGAAUGGCAACACAGAAACAGAAGAAAAGACAGAAGGCAUGUCAGAAGAUAAUGAAGAAAUUGUGGAGGAGGCUAACCUAGAGAUUGCUCAGCUGCAGGGCCUGGUGGCUGAGCUGCGCGAGGGGCUCCAUGCUGCUUUGACAGAGCUGUGCGAGCUGCGUCACAGGGACCAGGGCUUAGAGGAGAAGCUCCAGGCCCAUCAGACUGAAGUGGAUGAUAAGAUAAUGGGCCUCAAGAACUCGCUCAACACUUUCAAGGAGGAGCUGAAUGUGGCGUUGUUCCACAUAAAGGAUGUUUCCAACAGACACAGGGAGGUGCAGAAGAGGAUAGAACAGCUGCAGGCAGAAAAUGGCAAAGAUUUCAUCUCUGUUCCACAAAGCCAGUCAGACCUCAGUGUUAUUCAGCACUUUUUCUCCAGUCUGCCACAUGGCAUGUCGCCAGAGAGGAGCACCAUGUUGACACAGACCUCUACCUCUGAGCACGAGGCUCAGCAGCAGCAGAGAGGUUGUCCGUCCAAAUCUCCAGGGUGGGGAGAGAGGAAGAACAGCAGAGACGACACUGACACCGCCAACAGCCAGACUGAAAACAAUAAGAGACAGAGAGUGGCUCUGGAGCUGCUGGAGUCUGAGAGAGUUUAUGUGUCCCACCUGUCUCUGUUACUGAAGGCCAACAUCUCCUUUAAUGGAUCAGAAGCUCUUACCACUAAAGACAAACGUCCAUUUCCCAGCACUUUGAGGUUUCUGAUCCAGCAGCACCUUGAGCUCCUCCAUACUCUCCAGGAACGUGUGCUCAAGUGCCAGUGGCAAGGCAUCAUGGGGGAUGUGUUCAUGAGGCUCACCAGUAAAGAGAGUGACUUUUUGGACUAUUAUGUGUCCUACCUGAAGGAGCUUCCAGACUGUCUGACAGUCGUCACCAUGCUGGCCUCCAGCUCCAUGAAAUCUUCUGCCUUUCUCGAGAGUGAAAUAAUGGGUGACGAAUCAAAACCCUCCCUCCACACUCUGCUCCUUCAGCCCGUUCAGAGGAUCCCCGAGUACCUGCUGCUGCUCCAGGGGUUGCUGAGGCAGACUAACGCAGAUCACCCAGACUACUACCUGCUGCUGGUGUGCAUACAGCAGUUCAGGUCCUUCACAGCUCAGUACCACCACCUGCUCCAGCACAACCAGGAGCUUCUGCUGCAUAAUCGCAAGGAGGUGAAGAGGUCUAGCAUGAAACAGCUGUUAAAGACAGUGGAAAGUGGGAUUCAAGCUAACAACAUUGGCUCUCCGUACCCCUGCAGCAGCGCCAUGUUAGAACAUGCCAACCAGGUGAAGCGGAGCAAGCAGCGUCUCCUUGAGCAGAUCCAGUCUCAUCGUUUCCAAGAUUGGGAUCGUGACCAGAAUCCUGAAGCUCAUUGUUAUGAAGAGUGGCCCUCCCAGAUCCCGUUCUUCAGCCCUGAGCUGGACUCAAGAAACCACAAACCAGCAGGUCUCGGCAGUAUCCCAGAGAGUGCGGCGUCUGAUCGAUCCAUGCCGUGCCAUCAUCAGCCCUCCAGACCUGCAGACUUCCGCCAGGUUCAGCCAGGCUCCGCUCUGGCUGACGCCCUCGGAGAGUUCCUUCUCCCUCCAGACCCUCCAGGCAUGGAGAGCCUCUAUGAGGAGGACAGAGGCUCCCUUCAUGACGUCUCCAUGUUCGACCGCUGCUCCUCUGCCUCCUCAGAUUCCUCCAUCGACAUCGCCUUCGUGAGGUGCCCCAAGGCUCCGUCAGCGUCACAUCACGCAAUGGCAGCGAAUGUGUCAACAACUCGUGAUGUCUUUGGCAACGGUGGGAGCCAUGGAGGUGGUUACAAACUGCUAAACCGAGGAUGCGUUUCUCCAGAUGAAGCUGUGAUGAUGCGUCGCAAUCAGCAUCGCCCCCUUCAGGCCAGCCAGCGUAAGAGCAAGUCACUGAACGGCCUGCAGAUGGACAACACAGUGAGCUGUCUGGAUGGUGCUCCACUAUCAGACCACCUCCAACGGUUGGGGAUGGGCAGCCAUGCAAAGCUGGAGCGCCAGGGCAGUAAGGGCAGCAAAGGGUGUCCCACCCCGUCCCGUAAAGUCCAAAGCCCCCUGGGGAACAGAGCGGAUACCGACAAACAGAGCGAUGAUCUUCAUGGGCUGCUCAGCAUUGACUCUGGGUUCCAGUCAUGGGGGGACGAGUCAAAGUGGAGGGGCGGGACAGAGGAGAAUAACAACAUCCCCUUCAGUGAGAGGAGUCGAAAACAGGACAAAGGAGGCUUCAGGAGCUCGUUCAAGAAGCUUUUCAAGAAGAAGGGAGGUGACGAGAAGAAAGAGAAGGGAGGUGAGAAAACACCAGAAAAGCAGAACGGUGAACAUGAGACAACGGGGAAAAAUCCCAAACUGGUACAUCUGGAGCUGAACCGCGGCACAGCUGUGUGAGCACUGUGUCACACACAGACUGAUCAAAUAUAAAGUAUAACUCAUGCAUGUUUAUACAAACACAGAAAAGUACAACAUUCUUUUCAUUUAUAAUUGCUGUAUAAAUUAUGUACAGGUAUAAGCCAUUAGCUAACUUUUCCUCUUUUCCCAAAUUUAAAUGUUUUUUAUUUGGAAGACAGAGUCCUGCCCCUGACCUUCACACGCUGAAGCACUAAUUUUUUUUUGUUUAUUUGUACAGUAACACAAGAGGCAAAGGUAGCAAUGUGACUUAGAUUACAUUUGUUUUGAGUCAUUUUAGACGUAAAUGCGACUGCAGAAAAGGAUCAAAUUAGACUUAUUGUAAUAAUAUUAAUUGUAAUAAAAGUUUACAAAUAUGACCACUAGAAGGCGUAUCCCCUUACUGUAAAUAGCUCUACCUUCAGGUUUCUUUUCCUUUCUCCCCCUCAAGGUUUUUUUUUGUUUGUUCCUCUGCUUUACAAUCUGUGCAAACCUAAUAUAGAGCCUCUGUGUUUAAAGUUCAAUAUUGACAGACUCUUUGUCUUUACUUGUGGGACAUUUUCUCUGAUUCUGACACUUGUUCUUCCACUUUUCUUAACGUCUUAAGCCAUAACCUGAAAUUAUUAUAUUGCAUAUACUCAGGAGGGACAAACGAUAAGCUGUCAUUUGUUAUUUUGUUUAAGAAAAAAACAUUCAAUGUGUUUUUUGCAACAAUUAUUUCUUAUCAAUAAACUGAACUGUUUU